This is a messenger RNA of Cladophialophora psammophila CBS 110553, 2226 nucleotides long. RefSeq lists its product as uncharacterized. NCBI's taxonomy places the organism in Eukaryota, Fungi, Ascomycota, Eurotiomycetes, Chaetothyriales, Herpotrichiellaceae. The transcript has a single exon. Gene Ontology annotation, molecular function: microtubule minus-end binding; gamma-tubulin binding. The record is from RefSeq and is a predicted model, not a curated record. Gene Ontology annotation, biological process: mitotic cell cycle; meiotic cell cycle; cytoplasmic microtubule organization. The coding region runs from base 1 to 2226 and encodes 741 amino acids. Gene Ontology annotation, cellular component: spindle pole; equatorial microtubule organizing center; gamma-tubulin small complex.
AUGUCAAUGCAAGAACAAGAGCGUGCGUUAUUGGACGAUUUACUGUAUGUCUUUAUGGGCUUCGAGGGACAGUAUGUCCGAUUCCAUGAUAGCUAUGAUCCCGCUGAGGAGAAAGACCGCUUGAAUGGGCCAUCAUUUCAUCCACUUCCAGGUCUUGAUCCCAGCCUGAGGGAUUUGACAAGUUCUAUGCUUUCGAUGGCUACCCAUCACUGCGCGAUAGAGGCUUUCAUCGAGGUCCAAAGUAGGGAAGAAUUCGGCUCCGUCAACCACGCGCUUUGUGCCGCCAUCCGGAAGCUGUUGAAAGACUAUCUCAUCUUGAUUGCACAGCUGGAGAUGAAAGUCCUCACUGACCCAAACUUCACACUACAUCAAAUGCACAUCGCGGUCAUCCCAACCGCGCAGUGUCUAGCUCAACUGUACUCUCUUGCCCAGGAAUUGUUAAAGAAGAAUUCUUUGCUGGAAGAGGACAUCGAUGACUCUAUUGACGACUUCGACGCCGACAAUAUCAUUGAGCGACUAAAGGAAGGCGGUGAUCUACUUCCGGGCAGUCUUAGCAAGAAACGGUGUAUAGGUGGCAACGUUUUGGGUCUAUUGACAACCAGACUUUCCACGUUCUCUGGAGAUCCGGCCGCUCGAUCCAUCCUGGAGAUGCUGUUACGGGAAGCAAGCAGACCUUACAUGGUGAUGCUGAAUGAAUGGGUACAUCACGGCGGUAUCCACGAUCCGCAUUCGGAAUUCUUGAUCGGAGAGAGGGCCAGCAUCAAGCGCGAACGCCUCGACGAAGAUUACACAGAUGAGUACUGGGAGAAACGGUACUAUAUCCGCGAAAAAGAAAUCCCACCUCAGCUAGAAUCAGUUCGAGAUAAGGUGCUUCUGGCUGGAAAGUAUCUCAACGUGGUUCGGGAGUGCGGUGGUGUCAAUAUCAGCAGCAAAAUUGAUGACACUCCGGCAACGUUUGAUGACCCGCGAUUUCUCGAUAAUGUCAACAAUGCCUAUUCCUUCGCGAACAAGGAGUUGCUCCAAUUGCUCCUUACGAAGAAUUCGCUGCGAAGUCGGUUACGGUCGAUGAAGCACUAUUUCUUCCUUGACCGAGCGGAAUUUUUCCUGUACUUCCUCGAACUCAGCGAUUCAGAGCUUCGGAAAAAGAAUCGGGAUGUCAACGUCGGAAAGCUUCAGUCUUUACUGGAUUUGGUCCUCCACCAACCGGGCAGCAUCGCAGUAGCAGACCCGUUUAAGGAGGAUGUGAAGGUGAAAAUGAAUUCGGUAGGCCUGACACAAUGGCUGAUCAAGGUCGUCAAUUUGCAAGGCAUGGACCAGGACAAUCCAGAUUCGAUGAUGGACCAAUACAAGACGCCGGCUGCUGCACAGGCUUCUAUGACUGAAAAGUUGAAGGAUGAGAAGAAAAAAGAGGAAGAGAAGGACAUUAUCGGAUUCGAAGCACUAGAGCUUGACUAUUCUGUGCCCUUUCCGCUCUCCCUCAUCAUCAGCCGAAAGACGGUUUCGCGAUAUCAACUGAUCUUCCGGUACACCCUCGCGCUGCGUCAUCUCGAAACCCAGCUGGUGGGUUGCUGGUCGACUCAUACGAAGGACAAGGCGUGGAUCCACAAGUCCUCUGAUAAGAGGUUUGAGUUGUGGAAGCGGCGGGUGUGGACGUUGCGUUCCCGAAUGCUUGUCUUCGUUCAACAAAUGCUCUUCUUUGCCACUGCGGAAGUAAUUGAACCAAACUGGCAAAAGCUCAUGGUGAAGGUCGACGAUGCAGAACGUGAUGAUUUUGAAGAGGUCAGGCCAGGGCUCAAUCCGAAAACAAAGCCAACAGUGGAUGAAUUGAUGCAAGAUCAUGUCGACAUGCUGGACUCUUGCAUGAAGGAUCUUGGAUUGACGCAAGCGAAAUUGCUCCGUCUGCACGCGAAGCUCAUGACCGGGUGUGGGAUGUUUGCCUCCUACGUUGAGCAUGUCACCAAGUCGAUCUAUGAAGCUGACACGAGUCUUCAAUCUAAACCUGUCAAGCCCGGGGCAGAUGUAUCUCCGGCAGCGCCCACAGAUCCAGCACGAAUGAAGAGGAUAGAAGAGUCGAUCAGGAAAUACGAAGAGCACUUCAAUAGGCAUCUGAAGAUCUUGAUUGAUGCCCUCAACUGGUUCGCAACCACCGAGACGGUCUCUUUGCUCAGUCUCUGCGGAAGGUUGACGAAUGCUGAAGUUCAGAAGCGAGAUGAUUUAUUUCUUUGA